UUAUUCUCACAAAAUUAAGUGAAGUCCUUCUCCAGACAUUUUAUCAAACACUUAACACACUAGUCCACUGUAAGCAAAAAAACAAUGACUAAGGACGUUGAAGUGACCGAGGGAGGAGAGUUCCCGGCCAAGGACUACCACGACCCUCCUCCGACGCCGUUGUUCGACGCCGAUGAAUUGACCAAAUGGUCCUUCUACAGAGCUUUGAUCGCUGAGUUCAUCGCCACUCUCCUCUUCCUCUACAUAACUGUCUUGACCGUUAUCGGGUACAAGAGCCAGACCGACCCCAACUUACCCAACGUCGACGAGUGUGGUGGCGUUGGAAUCCUUGGUAUCGCAUGGGCUUUUGGUGGCAUGAUCUUCAUCCUUGUUUACUGCACCGCCGGCAUCUCUGGAGGACAUAUUAACCCGGCAGUGACAUUCGGGCUGUUCUUGGCAAGAAAAGUGUCUUUGUUAAGGGCUGUGUUGUACAUGGUGGCGCAGUGCUUGGGUGCCAUCUGCGGAGUUGGGCUGGUGAAGGCCUUCCAGAGCUCAUACUACAACAGGUACGGAGGUGGAGCCAACACGAUGGCCGCUGGCUACAGCAAGGGAGUCGGUUUGGGUGCCGAGAUCAUUGGUACCUUUGUUCUCGUCUACACUGUCUUCUCUGCCACUGAUCCCAAGAGAAAUGCCAGAGACUCCCACGUCCCUGUAUUGGCACCGUUGCCUAUUGGAUUCGCCGUGUUCAUGGUUCACUUGGCCACUAUUCCAAUCACCGGCACCGGUAUCAACCCGGCUAGGAGUUUCGGAGCUGCUGUUAUCUUCAACAGCGAAAAGGCCUGGAAUGAACACUGGAUCUUCUGGGUUGGACCAUUCAUUGGCGCUGCCAUUGCUGCUUUCUACCACCAAUUUGUUCUAAGAGCAGCGGCCAUCAAGGCUCUCGGAUCCUUCAGGAGCAAUGCCUAGUCUUAAUUUAAGGCUUUUUACGCAUGUGUUCUCUCUAUGGUUUCCAGAAGAAAUAACAAUACGAACAUCAAAGAGUGCAAAAGUCUUUGUUUGAGGGUUCUUUCAAUGUGCUAAUGACCCUUUUGUCCUCGUAUAUGGGAUUCUAGGGAAAGAGAAAUUGGAUUGCCAAGUGGGGAUUGCAGAUAAAAAGAAAAAUGGGCAAAAGGGUUGUAUUUUCCAUCCCAUUUUCCUUCUUCUGUACUCUUUGUUGCUUUGCUUGUAUUUAUGUGGGGUUAUUGGUCGUAAUUUGUGUAUUAUCCUUUCUUUCUCUUUUUUCUUUUUAAUUUAAAAGUUUUCUAUUUUCCUU
This is a messenger RNA of Humulus lupulus (European hop), 1291 nucleotides long. Its product is annotated as probable aquaporin PIP2-1. Bases 85 to 945 code for a protein of 286 amino acids. The transcript has 4 exons. The record is from RefSeq and is a predicted model, not a curated record. NCBI's taxonomy places the organism in Eukaryota, Viridiplantae, Streptophyta, Magnoliopsida, Rosales, Cannabaceae. Gene Ontology annotation, molecular function: water channel activity. Gene Ontology annotation, biological process: transmembrane transport. Gene Ontology annotation, cellular component: plasma membrane.